Molecule: messenger RNA, 2045 nt
Organism: Gopherus evgoodei (Goodes thornscrub tortoise)
Lineage: Eukaryota; Metazoa; Chordata; Testudines; Testudinidae
Product: zinc finger protein 250-like
Exons: 3
Coding region: 2-859 (285 amino acids)
Biological process (GO): regulation of transcription by RNA polymerase II
Molecular function (GO): DNA-binding transcription factor activity, RNA polymerase II-specific; RNA polymerase II cis-regulatory region sequence-specific DNA binding
Source: RefSeq, a predicted model, not a curated record
CAUGCAGGAGAACUAUGAGAAUGUGACCUCAUUGGCAAGGUUUCCUGUUACCCAGCCUGAUGUGAUCUCCCAGCUGGAACAAGGGGAAGAGCCAUGGGUCCCAGACCUCCAGGGCUCUGAGGAAAGAGAGAUCCUGAGAGCUCCCCGCACAGGUGAUGCAAUGGCAUGUGAGAAAGAGGAGCAGAAUUCUCAGAAGGAAAAUGUUGAGCAAGUGGAUAAACACAGAGCAUUAUUGCAAAGAUCGAAAAGGAAUGUGUCCAGGAGUAAUGAGCAGGGAAACUCCUUUGAGAUUCAGCACAGACCAGAAAGAGAGCAGGGAAACCAGCCAGGGGAGAAAUUGGAUAAAUGUAUUUCCUGUUGGGGAACUCAGAAGGUCCUCAUGGAAACCACAACACAACAGGAAAUCCUUAGGCGAAAGAGAAAAAAUACAUGCACUGAGUGUGAGAAAAACUUCACUCACAGAUCAAGCCUUUCUGUUCAUCUGAGAAUCCACACAGGGGAGAGGCCCUAUGAAUGCAGUGAGUGUAGGAAAAGCUUCACUCACAGAUCAGCCCUUUCUGUGCAUCAGAGAAUCCACACAGAUGAGAGGCCCUAUGAAUGCCGUGAGUGUGGGAAGACCUUCAAUCACAGCUCAAACCUUAUUGCCCAUCAAAGAAUUCACACAGGGGAGAGGCCGUAUAAAUGCUGUGAGUGUGGAAAAUGCUUUAUUAAGAGUUCAGCCCUUUCUGAGCAUCAGAGAAUCCACACAGGGGAGAGGCCCUAUGAAUGCAGUGAGUGCGGGAAAACCUUUUCUUGGCACUCAGCCCAUGUUAGCCAUCAGAGAAUCUGCAAAGGAGAUCAACAUUGUAAAAAUCUCUAGGGCUAUCAAGACUCUCUUUUCUUUAAUACUUUUCCUGAUUCCCACAUAGUAACUUUUAAAGCUCUUUGAACUGUUUGCAGCACCGUUAUCCCUCAGCUUGUCCAGAUGAGUGGCCCAUUUUUGCCUUUUGCAGUUCGCCCUCUUUUGAGGUGGACCUAUUUGUCCUUUCUAUUGUCCCACAAGUAAUUUGAGUGUGCCCUUCCUAUGAGGAACCAGGGAGCGUCACAUUUAUACCAUUCCUCCUAUUGCAAAGUUAUUGUUAGAGUCACCAGUGAUAGAGAUUGUAUCAUUGACAGUUGUUCUCACGUUGCUUUGGGUUGUGCUGAAGAGCAGUUAUAUUGGGAAUUUUUCAAAUUAGAUGUAAAUGAAGAGGAGCUGGGGCAGGAAAAAAGUAUAAUUUCAGCUUCCGUGACACUGGAAGGAGAUGGGGUGACUCAAAGAUUCCCUCCUUCCCCUUCACUGCAGAACUGUUAUCUUUUGCCUGAGCCAUGCAGAGUUUAUGUUCAUCACAUUCUAUCCAUCCACUUCUCAAAGUGUCAUGUGAUGAAGCAUUCUCUGUUGUCCGUGCUUGCAGAUGAUGUUUUUACUACUUUAAUCCUAUAUAAGAGUCGCUGUGACUGGAGAUGAAAGUGUCAAAGUCCUGGGAGGGGAAUUCAAAUGGAUCCCAAAUAGAGUGUGAUCAUUUAGAGUUUAAAUCUCAGGUUCCAUUUAUUGUAAAGCCAUUUCUGGCAAGAGGGGUGUUUUUCCCUCAUGGGGAUGCUAGGAUACUAAAAAAUUUCGUAAAUAACAUAACUGACUAUGGAGACAGGGAUGAGGGAAGCAGGUUUGAAUGGAUCAGAGGACAAUGUGGUGGGAGAAUCUCUUGUCCCGGUUCUGAAUAAUCAGAUGUAACCUGCUCUGGAAUUUCACUUGACGCUUUCUUUGUAAUGUAUUCUCUCUCUGUGAUGUGGGUUUCUAUCUUUCCUGAAGGCUGUGUUUGGUCACCCAGUUGGAUAUUAGUUCAGUUUGAUAGGAUGUAGCUCAAAUUUAUUGAAGAAUUUAAGACAAUGACCCUUUGCUAAAGUCCUCAUUUAUGAUUUCAGUUUUGCUUUUUCCCCAUCCCUGCAUGAUGACAUGGAGAAAGUUGAAGUGCAGUUCUAUCAACAGGAGAGAACUCUCUAAUUUACUGGACAGGCUAACAAAGAAA